AUUGGACCAGUUAUUGAAACCCAAGCCCACAUUCACGUAACCACCAACGAUCAACAAACUUAACACUCUCUCUCCCUUCUUCCACCAUCACCAUCGUCCGCCGAUUGCACCCCAUAAAGGUUCGCCGCUGAUCGGAGUUAAUUCGGAAAUGGCCGGUAUUUUUGGGUAAUUCAGAAGAGAAGAAUGGCAAGAGAGGAAGAGCGUGCGUCGUCGUUUUGGGAGAUAUCGGCCGCAGUCCUCGUAUGCAGUAUCACGCCCUUUCCCUUGCUCGUCAGGCAUCUUUCGUGGUUGACAUUGUUGCUUAUGGAGGUUCUGAACCCCAUUCUGCUCUAUUGGAGCAUAAAUCUAUCAAUAUAUACAAAAUGAAGCAAUGGCCUACUGUUCCACCUGGCCUACCCAAGAUCUUUAAACCAUGUGUGCUUUUGAUUAAACCACUGAUUCAGUUCUUAAUGCUUCUUUGGUUUCUCUGUUUCAAGAUAGCUGCACCUGAUGUGUUCUUCGUACAGAAUCCACCUUCUGUUCCAACUUUGGUAGCUGUAAAAUGGGCGAGCUGGCUAAGGGGUUCUGUAUUUAUUAUUGAUUGGCAUAAUUUUGGAUACACAUUGUUGGCACUAUCCCUUGGAAGAAGCAGUCGAUUUGUGGCAUUGUAUCGUUGGUUUGAGAGGUAUUAUGGGAAAAUGGCAAAUGGUUCUUUGUGCGUGACCAGGGCAAUGCAACAUGAAUUGGCUCAGAAUUGGUCUAUUAAAGCCUCAGUGUUAUAUGAUCAACCUCCUGAGUUUUUUCAUCCUGCUACCCCUGAGGAAAAGCACAAGUUGUUUUGUAGAUUGGACAAAGAUCUUAGCCAGCCUCAAGGCUUUCGAGAUUGUGCCACCAUUGGGACUGGAGGACUUUUGCAGAGGGAUUUAGGCAAUAAUUUAUUUAGCACUCUUAUCGGCACUGAUAUUGUUUCAAAACCAAACAGGCCGGCACUCAUCGUUAGCAGUACCAGUUGGACCCAAGAUGAAGAUUUUGGAAUUCUUUUGGAAGCAGCUGUGAUGUAUGACAGACGUGUUUCUGCCAUCUUAGGCGAAGAGGAUAAUUCUGUUGAAGAAGAGGCUGUUUGGAAUGAAAUGUGGGGGGGGAAGCAAUAUUUGUAUCCUAGGCUGCUAUUUGUCAUUACAGGUAAAGGACCAGAAAAACAAAAAUAUGAAGAAAAGAUAAAAAGGUUACGUCUCAAACGCGUUGCAUUUCGUACCAUGUGGCUAUCAGCUGAGGACUACCCACUACUCCUUGGGUCAGCAGACCUUGGUGUGUGCUUGCAUACUUCUUCAUCAGGACUGGACCUUCCCAUGAAGGUUGUGGACAUGUUUGGUUGUGGACUGCCUGUUUGUGCUGUGUCCUACUCAUGCAUCAAGGAACUAGUGACGGUGGAGAAAAAUGGCCUUCUUUUUUCAUCACCGUCUGAGCUAGCUGAUGAACUUUUGCAUCUGUUCAAGGGUUUUCCAGAUGCAUGUGAUGUGCUUAAAUUGCUGAGGAAUGGUGCUUUAGAAACGGGAUCUUCGGCAAGGUGGGAUGUUGAGUGGGAAGAGAAAGCCAAGCCAUUAAUAUCAGAGGUAAUCUCCCGAGAUGGUGAUUGAGAUUUGGGCUCCCAGUUGUGUAGUCAGUCACAGUAGUUGGUGGUCUCAUAGUCUCAUUGCAUUGUGAUGAAAUGACGAAUUGUUUGGGACACUGGCCUUUUCCGAUGGCAGAGAGAGAGAGAGAGGCUUUUUCUGGACUCUUACUGAACCAAAGAGAUAAGGAAGCAUACCUCUCCUUUUGUUCUACUGGUGUAUGAUCUGAUGACAACUCUGCUUAUGUAAUUCUAUGCAAGGAGGAAAAGUUUGUGUUAUAUUUAUAAUUUUGAUUUUGCUUUUUGAACUAUUUAAUAAUAAUAAUUAGUGUGAUA
This is a messenger RNA of Humulus lupulus (European hop), 1924 nucleotides long. Its product is annotated as UDP-glycosyltransferase TURAN. Gene Ontology annotation, molecular function: mannosyltransferase activity. The transcript has 17 exons. Bases 243 to 1616 code for a protein of 457 amino acids. Gene Ontology annotation, cellular component: endoplasmic reticulum. The record is from RefSeq and is a predicted model, not a curated record. NCBI's taxonomy places the organism in Eukaryota, Viridiplantae, Streptophyta, Magnoliopsida, Rosales, Cannabaceae.